GAAGGGAACGCACGAGUCGCAAGUGUCGCGCGGUCUCUCAGUGAGAGUCAUAUGUCAGCUCAUUUCUUGGUGUUGUGCCAAGAUAGAACUAGUCAGUAGUAAAGAGAAUAAACUAAAUAUUAACAUACAAGUUUGAGGUGUGUUUAUAAGGAGUGACAGUGUUUAUAAAAGGUUAAUUAUUAUAUAUAUAUUUCCAAUGUGAAUUCGAAAGCCGGCUCUUUCUGUGUUGGAUGUGUGAUAUGUGUCCUUUUAAUAUAUGUCAUUAGUGUUAUAAAUAAAAUACGUGAAAUAGUGAUAGAAGGGAAAGAGACCUUGGCAACAAAGCACGUAUGUAUUGAAAUUCGUGAACACAGGAAUAAAUCAGUUAAAGAAGUCAUAAUAAAUGCAUAAUCGCAACACAAUCUUGCAGAGGGAGGAAUUAAGCUAACCUGAGAGAAAAGUUAUCGGUUGUAAGAUAAGUUCGCCUGCCUUUCCGUUUCUGUGCGAAGCGAAAACCUCAGAUGUCAAGGGAAAGGCCCCGCAACCGGGCUCUGAGACUUAGCAUGUGCUCCCUCCUGUGGUGAGUGUGAGAACCAACGUCCGAGUGUGACAGCCAGGGUCUCUUGUUUCUGCACCUGCCUUGAAAUCGGGAAAAAAAGGGAUUUCUUCUGCCUUGGUAGCGCCGCCUCCGAGAUGUCCCGGGCCGGUCUGAGGGUGGUGCUGCCUCCACACCUGGCGAGAGGGCCUUCCCCGACCCCCGAGGCGAGGCACCGCCUUCAGGUAAGCGGCGAGGUACCUGUAGGAAGCGCAGGAGGAGGGGGAAGCUCAGCCGGAGGAGAUGGAGGGUCCACCAACCUCUGGGGUGAGGAGGAGAGUGACCUCAUCAGGUCAUGCGCCGCCCUCAGCUCCGCCCUAGGAGUCCACAAAAGCUUCAGUACUUCUGAUAUCAGUGGCGUUGGUGCCACUAGUACCGAAGGAGACCUGAACCGCACUUGGGUUAGCGAGGUGAAUGUGUGCAGCGGCGGCGCGCGGCUCGACGGUGUCCUCCUGCCGCGCCUCGACCCGACGUCCCGCUCGUGCUCGACGUGGGUGGCGGUGGGCGACGUCGCCUCCACCUCGCAGCUGCCGUCCCCGCAGGCGAGACCGGGGUCCCUCGAGAGCCCCGCCAUCACCGCCGCCGACUUCAUCCGCUCCGUCAACAAGAAGGUGCGGCAAAAUUACAUCAAACGGCGCCUGGUGACCACGUACCGCGCCCUGCAGAGGUUCUCGCAGUCCGAACUCAACUUGGAAGCCGGAGGCGGACCGACCACGGGGGGCGUCAAGGUUGAUGGUGGAGGCGUGACUCUGGUGGUGCCCCCAAGGCAACAGGCCGCACACGACGUCUUCAGGAUCAUUAAGAAGGAAGUCGAACUCCCAACCCCCGCCCACUCCGCCUCCGCCCACAACAAGAACCUGAGCCUCACCGCCCGCGAUGUGGAGAGGGAUCGCGGGCGCCCUCUCACGAAAUACGAGAGAAAUAUGAUGAUUUUCAACUGGCUCCAGACUCUCGAGGAGACCGCCUACGAGAUGAUGUCGUGAAGGAGGAGGAAGAGGGGGUGGGAGGAGAUGGAACAAGAAGAGGAAGAGGAGAGAGAAGAAGAGAAUUACGACAUGGUGUACUAAAAGUGGUGAAAGAGGAAGAUUUGAAUAUGCAUACGAGAUAAGUCAAAAAUAAAAGAUAUGUAAUAAGCGAAAAGAAUGGGAAAGAAAAUAUGAUAAUACAGAGAAUGAUGGAGUAUGUGUGCUCAUGCUAAAAUAUCCAAUUAUAUACGAGUAUUCGUUUAUGUGUACAUGGAUGAGUGUAAGGAUGUGUGUUGGUAUAUUCCAAUGCGUGCGUUCGAUCGUGUGACUUAUUAAACAAAGAUGUGAUUCAAGGGCAGCCGAAACGCGCCAUUAGGAAAGAA
This is a messenger RNA of Penaeus monodon (black tiger shrimp), 1922 nucleotides long. RefSeq lists its product as uncharacterized. Lineage: Eukaryota; Metazoa; Arthropoda; Malacostraca; Decapoda; Penaeidae. The transcript has 6 exons. The record is from RefSeq and is a predicted model, not a curated record. The coding region runs from base 673 to 1557 and encodes 294 amino acids.